Molecule: messenger RNA, 1500 nt
Organism: Poecile atricapillus (Black-capped chickadee)
Lineage: Eukaryota; Metazoa; Chordata; Aves; Passeriformes; Paridae
Gene: KTI12
Product: KTI12 chromatin associated homolog
Exons: 1
Coding region: 298-1359 (353 amino acids)
Source: RefSeq, a predicted model, not a curated record
GAGGGCGGGAGGGAUGGCAAGCCCUGAGCUCUCAGGUUUAGGCAGGAUUGGUGUUCCUGUUCAAAAAGACCCUGCAGCAAGAGAUGGGAUGGGUGUGAACCACACUGUCCUUUCAUUGCUGAUGCACAGAUCUGCUCGCUGAUAUGAGCUCGGCAGUAUUUGAGUGUUAUUGAAAUGGGAGAAACUACUAGUAGGAAAGAAAAUAUAAACCUCAAAAGUACAAUUUUUUUUCCGAAGUCUGACCAUAAAUAAGGAGAUGAAAAAUUACACCAAAUAAUCUGGGAUGUAACGAGUGAGAUGCACCAGAGCCAGUGGUCUAGGAAGUUUCAAACCUUCGAUUUCAAUUCUGUAACUUGCACGAUGUCGUGGGAUGCUGGGGACUUCUCGGUUUUAAGUUCCCUGCGGGCGAGGGUGCGGUCCCUUCGUACCAACAACUGCUGCGAUGGCGUUUUUAAGCGGGACGCCUCGCAGGACGAUGUCGCGGUGCCAGAGCCGUGCUGGGGCGUGGCGAUUCUCUGCGCCCGUGGGGAGGAGGAGCGCGCCGGGGCUGCGCGGGGGCGGCCGUGCGAGCUCUGGGUGUGUGUGACCGGCGGAAGCAGUCGCUCCACGUCCGGGUCGGGUGGCGCUGGCGGGGCGAUGCCGCUGGUGGUGCUGUGCGGGCGGCCGGGCAGCGGCAAGAGCCGGCGGGCGGCCGAGCUGCGGGAGGCGCUGGGCGGCCCGGAGCGGCCGGCGCACGUCGUGGCCGAGGCGGAGGGCGGCCGGGCGGCGCUGCGGGCCGAGGUGGAGCGGCGGCUGAGCCGGCGGGACGUGGUGAUCGUGGACGCGGGCAACGAGCUGCGGAGCAUCCGCUACGAGCUGUACUGCGCGGCGCGGCAGGCGGGCACGGCGCGCUGCCUCCUGCACUGCGCCGGCGGCGCGGGCGGCCCCGAUGAGCCGCCCUUCGAGGAGCCCGACCCGAGCUGCCGCUGGGACCGGCCGCUGUUCACGGUGCGCGGGGAGGAGCCGCUGCCGCUGGGCGCCAUCCGCGCCGCGCUGUUCGAGAGCGCCCCGCCGCCGCCGCACCGCGCCACCCGCACGCAGCCGCUGCAGUCCUGCGGCUUCCUGCACCAGCUGGACCGCGUCACCCAGGACGUGCUGGCCGCCGUGCUGGCCGCGCAGAGGAGCGGGGCACAGCCCGGCGAGACCAUCCGCGUCCCCGGCGUGGCCGAGGGGCUGGUGCUGAGCCGGCCCGUGAGCGUGGCCGAGCUGAGCCGGCUGCGGAGACAGUUCAUCAGCUACACCAAGAUGCAGCCCAGCGAUGAAAACCUGCCCCAGCUGGCCAGCAUGUUCCUGCAGUACCUGAGCCGCAGCAUCCAGUGAAGUGCCACCUGUGCCACCCAGCAGUGGCGGUGGUCCGGCCCCGAAGUAGUUGCUGCGGGAAGAAUGUGCCUUUAGCACAGACCCUGCAGAGCCUGGGUCCCAGCCGCCGGGGAUCACAUCACUUGGCAGCAGCAGCAGCUC